AUUGAGAAAACCGGCCUCCGCGAGUUACGCCGAACGUUACUGAAUGGACUCUCCGAAGAUCUCGAAUCCCAGCCACUCAAUCAUAAUGUGCGCUCAACUCUCAUUGGGAUCGGGAAUUUCCUGCUUUAUUCGCGAGGAAAGUUCGCAGACCAAUUGGUCCCUCUGCUUAUCAAGACGUUGGCAACUCUCCCACAAAUGAAGUGGGUCGACGAUGGUCUGCUUAACAAAAAAGAUAGAGUCCCUGUACAGGAACAAUUUGCUUUCUGCUUCAAUACUGUUCUGUCUGAUCUCGCUGCACAUUUACCUGCUCAUCGUAAUGCCAAUCCUCAUCUUCUGAGACUCACAUGUUAUGUUAUGGGGUUACUUCGGUCAUUGGGGCGAUAUUCAGCAAGCCCCGACAGGCCUCUAAUCUCAUACGUAUUUCCGGUCGAAUUCCAGAUGCCAAUUGAAGGGACCUCGGAUAUACCUCGAAUAAGCUCUGAUGAUGCGUGGGCAUGGCUGGAUGGAGGAUCUGUGCCCACAGAAAAGGAGACUACAACGAGUAGCGUGCAGCGCCUAGUUAAACUCUACAACAAAUUCGGAGCAAGUUUUGUUGGUACUCACACCGAAACGAAGGACGGCAUCCAGUUUCUCCUGAAUAAUAAGGAGCUGGAGUCUCUAUUCGACACGGUGCAGCAACUACUCUCAAAAAGAUGUGCUCACGCAGUUGGACAAUCACGCUACCGACGUGGUGCACAUAUCAAACGCUUUCCAUACAAGACAGUGAGUGAGACCCUCACGUUGACGUGCUUGUCAUUGCUGCGGGAGGUACUGCGACCGUUUUCGGUGCUCAACAAGGAUUGUUCUGUUAAGGAGAAUUUCGCUAAGGAGCUGAAUGCGUUCGUUGUUCAUCUACUGGGUUUGCUGGAAACUCAACGACAAUCACUCGGAGAACGUCGAACGACGCCAUCGAGCGUAGCACGACAUUCUGAUGCGGUUUGUUCAACGAUGUCCGCUCGUCUAUUCACCAUCAACACGAAUCGGGUGCAACUGUCACAACUGCCGCUAGCUCUUCGAGCGCUGUCAUCGCUUGGAGGGCUUGCGGAGAAAUUUCCUUCUGUGGCGACUGCCACUGUGGUUCCAAUUUUGUCUCGCUUUCUCCUCGAACCGGCACCAAUUCUGGCCAAGUUGUCAUCGGAAACUUCUUCUGAGAGGAAAAAUGAAGAGCGACGUCAAGAAGAAACAGCAGCUAAGAGGAAGGCAGCCCUCGAUGCUCUACGUAACGCCGCUAUCGAUGCUUUGUGCAGGGCUUUGAAGUCUUCCCUGAGUGUGGAUGCGGAUAGUGUGCAGGCGUGUCUCGCCAGCCUUUCAUCCAAGCUCUUCGUUUGCUCCAGCGCAAAUAAUUUGUAA
Molecule: messenger RNA, 1389 nt
Organism: Ostertagia ostertagi
Lineage: Eukaryota; Metazoa; Nematoda; Chromadorea; Rhabditida; Trichostrongylidae
Source: the annotation of a GenBank genome assembly